Rhagoletis pomonella (apple maggot) is the source of this 3375-nucleotide messenger RNA. RefSeq names its product peroxidasin-like. The coding region runs from base 1 to 3330 and encodes 1109 amino acids. The record is from RefSeq and is a predicted model, not a curated record. Gene Ontology annotation, molecular function: heme binding; protein binding; peroxidase activity. NCBI's taxonomy places the organism in Eukaryota, Metazoa, Arthropoda, Insecta, Diptera, Tephritidae. Gene Ontology annotation, biological process: response to oxidative stress. The transcript is spliced from 7 exons.
AUGCAAACCUUAACCGUUGCGACCAAUAGUUCAGAUCGAUCCGCAAUCAAGUUGGACGUUUUGCCCACAAACAUUCCAAUUUUAUACUUGGAAAAUAAUCGCAUUAAGGAAAUUCGCAAAGGCACGUUCAGAAAUUUAUUGCUUCUCAGCCACAUAUCUUUAUACCAUAACAAACUAUCAAAUAUUCCGGAUGAUUUUUCAUACUUAUCAAACCUACAAAGCUUACAACUUGAUAGCAAUCCUCUACGUUGCGAUUGUUCAGUUCAUUCGCUAUGGUGGUAUUACACCCAAGAAAUUUCGAUAUUUAAUAAUACUCGGCAAAAUCGUACUCAGGUCACGUUGUCUUGUAAGUCUUUGCACUCUGGAGUUAAAGAGCUUACGGAACUUCGAGUAGAGGACUUUAAUUGCGAGCUUCCUGAAAUCAUAUUGGCACCUGAGAGUCAAGUAAUAAAUUCUGGAAAAUCCUUUACCUUAGAAUGUGAUGCAGACGGAGACCCUACACCCAAUAUUUUAUGGUUGUUCAAUGGAUAUCCAUUAAAACAAGAUGGCCGUGUAACAUUAGACAAUGAAAACACCGAGCUUACGAUAGACAAUGCAUUAAAAGAAGAUACAGGUAUUUAUACGUGUAUAGCUCAAAAUAUAAAUGGCAACACAGCAGUACAAGCAAACGUUACAAUUGAUGAUAAGAGACCAAUACCACGACUAAGCAUAGAACCUUUUGAUUUGGAUGUUGUCACUGGAACAAUUUUUGAAAUGCCUUGCAAAGUGGAAGACAAUACCAGCGUACAGCUAAUAUGGAGACAUGAUGGACGACUUGUAGUUCCAAACGCAUAUGCAAAUGACAAAUACAAAGUCAGUGGAUCCGGCAGUCUUAUUGUAAAAAAUGUUUCGAUCACAGAUGAAGGUCGUUAUGAAUGUGCAGUGAAAAAUAAAUACGGACGUGUAACUGCUUCAGGGCUAGUGAAGAUCAAGAACAGUGUGAACGCAGCUCCAGGUGAUCAUUACGUUAGAAUAGCAUUUAGGGAAGCUGCGAAUGAAAUUGAUUUGGCUAUAAACAAUACCAUUGAGGCUCUUUUUAUGAAACGAAAUGUCACCUCAAAUGGACAGUUUAAUCACGGUGACCUUUUGCGUAUAUUCCGGUUUCCUAAAGGCGAAGCACGUCAACUUGCUCGAGCUGCUGAGAUAUAUGAGCGAACUCUUGUAAAUAUAAGAAAGCACAUCGAAAAAGGCGAUAAUCUUACCUUAUCAAGUCAAAGGUAUGAGUUUCGUGAACUUCUUUCUCGUGAACAUUUGCAUUUGGUAGCUGAACUUUCCGGCUGUGUAGAACAUCGUGAAAUGCCAAAUUGUACAGAUAUGUGCUAUCACUCAAAAUAUCGCAGCAUCGAUGGUACUUGUAACAAUCUAAAAAACCCGUGGUGGGGUGCUUCACUGACAGCGUUUAGGCGUAUUGUGCAGCCAAUUUAUGAAAAUGGUUUUAGCACACCUAUUGGCUGGACAAAAAACUUUUUGUACCGGGGAUUUUUAAAGCCAAGUCCACGAUUAAUAUCAACACAUAUUAUUUCAACUAAACACAUAACCCUGGACGAAGAAAUAACUCACAUGGUAAUGCAAUGGGGCCAAUUUUUAGAUCACGAUUUGGAUCAUGCACUGCCGUCAGUUAGUUCGGAAAGUUGGGAUGGUAUAGAUUGUAAAAAGACCUGUGAGUUUGCACCACCUUGCUUCCCAAUCGAAGUGCCACCAGAAGAUCCCCGCAUAAGAAAUCGUCGAUGUAUUGAUGUUAUUCGUUCUAGCUCUGUUUGUGGUUCCGGUAUGACAUCAAUCUUUUUUAAAGAUAUUCAACAUAGAGAGCAAAUCAAUCAAUUAACUUCGUUCAUUGAUGCCUCCCAAGUUUAUGGUUACAGUUAUGAAUUUUCCUUAGAACUUAGGAAUUUUACAACAGACGACGGACUCUUAAGAACAGGAGUUAAGUUUCCUGGCCAAAGGGAUAUGUUGCCAUUUGCUGCACCUCAAGAUGGUAUGGACUGUAGGCGAAAUCUGGACGAAAACACUAUGAAUUGCUUUGUUGCAGGAGACAUACGAGUUAACGAGCAAAUUGGUUUAUUAGCCAUGCAUACUAUAUGGAUGCGUGAGCAUAAUCGUGUUGCUACAAAAUUACGUGAUAUAAACCCUCACUGGGAUGGUGACACUGUAUACCAAGAAACACGAAAAAUUAUAGGAGCUCAAAUGCAACAUAUAACUUUCAACCAUUGGCUACCAUUGAUUAUAGGGGAAAGUGGUAUGCAUAUGUUGGGAAAAUACCGAGGUUAUGAUCCUUAUAUAAACCCAUCGAUUGCUAAUAUAUUUGCCACAGCUGCGUUACGAUUUGGGCAUACUAUUAUAAAUCCAGUGCUUCACAGACUUAAUUCUACUUUUAAACCAAUACCACAAGGGCAUUUAUCCCUGCAUAAAGCAUUUUUUGCUCCAUGGCGUAUAGCAUAUGAAGGGGGAGUAGAUCCCCUUUUGCGUGGUAUGUUUUCGGUGCCAGCGAAGUUAAAGACCCCUGACCAAAAUCUUAACGCUGAACUCACGGAAAAAUUAUUUCAAACAGCUCACGCGGUGGCUUUGGAUCUUGCAGCUAUUAAUAUUCAACGUGGCAGAGAUCACGGACUACCAGGAUACAAUGUUUAUCGGCGGAUCUGUAAUCUCACCAUAGCGAAAACUUUUGAGGACUUGCAAGGAGAUAUAAGAAGCGCAGAAGUGCGUAAGAAGCUUCAAAAUCUUUAUGGGCAUCCAGAUAAUAUUGAUGUAUGGGUCGGAGGUAUUCUAGAGGACCAAGUUGAGGGCGGCAAAGUAGGUCCAUUGUUCCAGUGCCUUCUUGUAGAGCAAUUUCGACGAUUACGCGAUGGGGAUCGAUUUUAUUAUGAAAACGAUGGUGUAUUUCUUUCAAAGCAGCUGAGUCAAAUUAAGCACGCAAGUCUCGGUCGUAUACUUUGCGAUGAUGGUGAUAAUAUUAACGAAGUGUCGUCUAACGUAUUCUUACUGCCCAAAAGGCAAGGUGGCUAUAAAAAAUGUGCUGACAUUCCGGAAAUUAACUUAUAUUUUUGGCAGGACUGUGGUUCAUGUCAGUCUUUACCACCACUUUUGGAAACACAAGAAUCAGAAUUAUAUAGCAACCAUUACCUUAAGAAGAGAUCAAUUCAUAUUUUAAGAAAUAUUUCUGAAAAUUUACAGAACUCAUGGCAUUCUAACGAAUCGCGGAUAAGCACUUUAGAAGAGACCAUCUAUAGGCUUGACAACGAGCUUAAUGAAUAUAAAAAAAGAGUUAAGAAGCUGGAAGAUGAAAUUUUGUAAAUAGAUUUUUUCUGCACUGUUAAAUAAUAAAAGCAUAUUUAAAAA